CCCGUGAUCUACUGCUCUGCGGCCGUUUUUAGGGCGCUCGGUUGAGCUGCUGUUGCCUCCAGGUGGGGCCGGGAGUGCAGCCCGGGCCCAUGGCGUCCGCUGUGGAAGUCAAGAAAUUCUGCCCUCGAUCAGUACUUGGACAAAUUUGCUGGAGACAAGCUCAGACUUCUUAUGAGAAGCCAGGCUUUCUCUUCUCCACGUGACUUCCUGGCUGUUAAGAGAGGAGACUAUGCUCUCAGGUUUUCUGAGAUGGUGAUUUGAAGAGCUAGGUUUUCCAAUAUGAAUAAAGUAAAAACAACAUCCGAGAAAAGUCUCCCUAACAAUUCUCGGAUUGUGGCACUGCUAACGCAACUGGAGAAGAUCAACUCAGAAUCCUUGUUAGUAGAAGCAGACACUGCCAGAUAUGUUACCUCAAAGAUCCUUCAUUUGGCUCAAAGUCAAGAAAAAACCAGGAAGGAAAUGACUGCCAAAGGUUCCACAGGAGUAGAAGUUAUCCUCUCCACUUUAGAGAAUACCAGAGAUCUUCAGACUACUCUAAACAUAUUAAGUAUUCUCAUUGAGUUAGUAUCUGUUGGUGGUGGUCGCAGAGCUUGCAUUUUAGUUUCUAAAGGGGGGACACAGACCUUGUUGCAGUUGCUUUUGGGUGCCAGCAAAGACUCUCCACCAAAUGAGGAAUUAAUGGUGCAACUUCAUUCCCUUCUUGCAAAAAUUGGUCCAAAAGGUAAUCACAGUAGAGAUAAAAAGUUUGGAGUUAAAGCCAGAAUUAAUGGAGCCUUAAACAUAUCAUUGAAUUUGGUGAAACAGAAUUUGCAGAACCAUAGAUUAAUACUGCCAUGUCUCCAAGUACUACGGGUUUACUCUACCAACUCUGUAAAUGCAGUAUCCUUGGGGAAGAAUGGAGUUGUGGAACUGAUGUUUAAGAUCAUUGGUCCUUUUAGUAAAAAGAACACUGGCCUUAUGAAGGUUGCUUUAGACACACUUGCUGCAUUGCUAAAAUCAAAAACAAAUGCCAGGAGAGCAGUUGACAGAGGAUAUGUCCAGGUGCUUUUAACAAUUUACGUAGAUUGGCACCGCCAUGAUAGUCGACACAGGCACAUGCUAAUCCGAAAAGGAAUCUUACAAUGCAUUAAAAGUGUUACAAAUAUCAAAUUGGGAAGGAAAGCCUUUAUCGAUGCAAAUGGAAUGAAAAUUCUUUAUAAUACUUCACAAGAUUGCCUUGCAGUAAGAACUCUUGAUCCACUUGUUAACACAUCCAGCCUAAUAAUGAGAAAAUGUUUCCCUAAAAACCGUCUUCCACUACCAACAAUUAAAAGUGCUUUUCAUUUUCAACUCCCAGUUAUUCCUACCAGUGGUCCUGUGGCUCAGCUCUACAGUUUGCCUCCAGAAGUGGAUGACGUAGUAGAUGAAAGUGAUGACAAUGAUGACAUUGAAACAGAAACAGAAACAGAGACUGAAAAUGAAAAUGAAGAUGACAAGGACCAGCAUUUUAAGAAUGAUGAUAUAGAGACAGAUAUUGAUAAGCUGAAACCAAAGCAAGAAUUGGGACGACCCAUUGAAGAACUAAAAAUAUAUGAACAGUUUUUCCCUGAACUUGCGGAGAACUUUCAGGAAUAUGACCUAGUCUCCAAGGAACCAAAGCCUUUUGCAUCUGCUACAAAUCUAGGUGGACCUAUUGUUGUUCCCACAGCAGGAGAUGAGCACCCUGCAGAAGCGAAUCAGUCAGUAAAAGGAAUUGCUGUGAAGGACCGCAGUUCCUUACAAAUGGAGGAAUAUAAUAAGAGACCAUGCUUGCUGGAUCUGCCAAAGAAAGACCAUAACAAAGAUAGUUUACAGCUGCAAAAUGAUCAAAAGAAAUUGCUUUCAUCCUGUCAGUGUCUAAGCCAAGAAAUUGUGAAAGGCUUGGACAGAAUCACUUUGCAGAAUACUUCAAAAAAUGAACAGUAUUACAGUACAGGGUGCCUAAUAAAGAAAGAAAGUAAAACUAGCCUUACCACCCCCACUUGUAAUAAACCUUGCCAACAUGUUUCAUCUUGUGGAAGUGGCCUGUUUGAGGGACCGUCAGUCCAGCUAGGGAAGCUGUGCUGCACUGGAGUAGAUCCUGAAGAGGAGGAGGAUUCCAGCUCUCAUUCAUCAGGAGAGCAAGUGCUACUUGAGGUGCCUGAUAUGUUGCCACUCCAUGACCCCGAUCUUUAUAUUGAGAUUGUGAAAAACACUAAGUCUGUCCCUGAGUAUUCAGAAGUGGCUUACCCAGAUUACUUUGGGCACAUUCCACCUCCGUUUAAGGAGCCAAUCCUAGAAAGACCAUAUGGUGUUCAGAGGACAAAAAUCGCUCAAGAUAUAGAAAGACUGAUUCAUCAAAAUGAUAUUAUAGAUAGAGUUGUAUAUGACCUUGACAAUUCCAGCUGUUCAGUGCCAGAAGAAGGAGAUAUCUUGAAGUUUAACUCCAAAUUUGAGUCUGGGAAUCUGCGCAAAGUUAUUCAGAUUAGGAAAAAUGAGUAUGAUCUUAUUCUGAACUCCGAUAUAAACAGCAAUCAUUAUCAUCAGUGGUUUUACUUUGAAGUCAGUGGAAUGAAGACAGGAAUUGGUUACCGGUUUAACAUCAUCAAUUGUGAAAAGUCAAAUAGUCAAUUUAAUUAUGGUAUGCAGCCUCUCAUGUACUCUGUUCAGGAGGCGUUAAAUGCCAGGCCAUGGUGGAGUCGUGUUGGAACAGAUAUUUGUUACUACAAGAAUCACUUUUCCAGAAGUUCAAUUGCUGCUGGUGGUCAGAAAGGAAAAUCCUAUUAUACAAUUACAUUCACAGUGAGCUUCCCACAUAAGGAUGAUGUCUGCUACUUUGCUUACCAUUAUCCAUAUACGUAUUCUACGUUAAAAAUGCAUCUUCAGAAAUUGGAAUCCAUGCACAACCCUCAGCAGAUUUAUUUUCGUGAAGAUGUACUCUGCGAGACGCUAGCUGGCAACAGCUGCCCUUUAGUCACUAUAACAGCCACGCCAGAAUCAAAUUAUUAUGAACAUGUCUGUCAGUUCAGAAAUCGUCCUUAUGUUUUCUUAUCUGCUCGUGUACAUCCUGGAGAAACUAAUGCAAGCUGGGUUAUGAAAGGGACUUUGGAAUACCUUAUGAGUAGUAGCCCUGCUGCCCAGAGUUUACGAGAAUCCUAUAUUUUUAAAAUUGUCCCUAUGCUCAAUCCUGAUGGUGUCAUCAAUGGAAACCAUCGUUGUUCUUUAAGUGGGGAGGACUUGAACAGGCAGUGGCAAAAUCCAAAUCCAGAUCUUCAUCCCACAAUUUACCAUGCCAAGGGCUUGUUACAGUAUAUGGCUACUAUUAAGCGUUUACCUCUGGUCUACUGUGAUUAUCAUGGACAUUCUCGCAAAAAGAAUGUAUUUAUGUAUGGCUGCAGUAUCAAAGAGACAAUGUGGCACACUAAUGUUAGUGCUGCAUCUUGUGAUGUGAUUGAAGAUCUUGGUUACAGGGCUCUUCCUAAGAUUCUCAGUCAGACUGCCCCUGCAUUCUGUAUGAGCAGCUGCAGUUUUGUUGUGGAAAAGUCUAAGGAAUCGACAGCACGUGUUGUAGUCUGGAGAGAGAUAGGAGUACAAAGAAGCUACACAAUGGAGAGCACAUUAUGUGGCUGUGAUCAGGGCAAAUAUAAGGGUUUGCAGAUAGGGACACGAGAACUGGAAGAAAUGGGAGCCAAAUUCUGCGUUGGCUUACUGCGUUUAAAAAGAUUGACAUCUCCUCUGGAACACAAUUUGCCAUCUAGCCUCUUGGAUAUUGAAAAUGAGUUGAUUGAGUCAAGCUGUAAAGUAACCAGCCCAACUACAUAUGUUCUGGAUGAAGAUGAGCCUCGCUUCCUAGAAGAAGUUGAUUACAGUGCUGAGAGUAAUGAUGAGCAAGAUGUUGAAUUGGUUGAUAAUGCAGGCGAUUAUGAGCCUUCUAUUCAAGAAGAUGCACUUUCUGAUUCAGAAGCCACAAGGAUACAGCUGCCUUGAGCCAUCUUUGUAGAAACCAAUAAGGAAUUAAAUAUACUGGGUUUUAGUAGAUAGGAAACAGGGAAGCUCUCAAGAGAGUUGUCUCCAAGAGACAAAGUAAUUGAGGCCCAUUUAGUUGAAAGACAAUAAAUGUUUUUGACUGAUCAAAAUGGCAUUUGUUUUAUUUAAAGAAUUCAGUGUUUUCAUUUAGCACUGGAUAUAUCCAUUUCUUUCCUUUUUAUUUUUCAUUUUCUUCCAGAUAUUAUUGCAUGAAGUUUUGUGUCCUGAAACCCUGUAACAAUCAACAAAUGAAUUAUAAUUUGUGGUGUGUCAGAAUACAGAAAGUAUUCUUAAUUCCUUGUGGUACAGUUCUUUAGCUUGUUUCCUGAAAAAAAAUAACAUGUACAGUUUUAAAAUUGAUUUGUGUGUAAUGUUUAAUGAGGUGAAGAGUUUUUUUCUUCAAAAUUAUGUUAAAUAUAUGAUUGCGUUUUGAAAUAAUGUAGAGCUUGCUUUGAAACCAUUUCAUUCUACUAUUACUAAAUUAAACAAAAAUGAAAAAGUGAUGCAUCAAUUGUUGCACUUGUUUUUUGAUUCUUUAACAUAGAUAUAUGGCUUUACAGCAGCCUUGAGUUAAAAUAUACUAUAACAUCUGAACUAAUGCCUGUUUAAAAUGCAAAGUAUUCUUACAGGAUGGUACAGUUUGUCAGUCUGCUGAUCAAAGUUUUUCUAGUGAUUAGUCAUCUCUGCCUACUCUGAAUAUAUUUCCAUAAAACUCUUCCCUGAAACAGCAUUUCAUGAGAGGGAGACCAUUUAUCACUGCAAUCAGUUUAAUAUUAAAGGUUUGUUAAAAAGAAUAACUUACUCAAUGAUAAGAAGUGGCAAUAUGUGUAUACUUUAGGUAUAUUUAGCUACCUAUUUGUCAGCAGGUUUUUAAUUUAAUGCACUUAUAGUCAACAUUCAUUAUUGCUUUAUUCUGGACAUGUUGACCAUAUGCCCAGUUUAUACAUUUUAAGAGGGAACUAGAUGUCCAUUUUAACUUAUGCAUGCACAUAUGAGUCAAAUUGCUGUGCUGAAGAAAUCAAACUCAAUUUUCCCUCUCCUGUGUUCCUCUUCCUUUCUUGUCUCUUUCUGUUUUGUUUAGAAUAAGAUCUAAUGCAGAAGUGGCAUGGUUCCCAAAUGUUUAUGAGAUGUGCUUUAGUAAUUUUUUUUAAUGAUUCUUUGUUGAAGUGACACAGUUCUGAGUUUAAUUUCUUUUCCUUUUUUGAAACUUGAUUGACAUGUGGAAUCUAAAGAUUAAAAGCUGCCUUCCUGUAUUUCAACAGGUCCAUAACUUAAGAGGAAAAUGGAAGCAUUAGUGGUGCAAAUCAAGUUGAUGUGGUGUUAUAUUUGGGGUUUUGCUUUUUGUUUUUCUUAGUACAUGGGUUAAAGAAAUGUAGAGAAGUAGAUAGCUCAAGGGAUUCAACAGCACCACACCUAUGAAUGGCCAGGUAUGCCAAGUUCCCUUUCCUGUAAAGAAGAACCCAUACAAAAAUGAUGCUAACAAUUUUUACUACUUGGUGUUACUAGCACUCUCCAGAAUGCCCAAGGACUGAACUUGCCUAUGGAAGAUGAAGUACCCUCUUGCCUUUAGAGGUCAUGCCUUUAGAGUUAGGGUUGCGGGAUGCUGACAUUCAAGUAUAGGAAAUUGAUCCUGCAUCUUGUAAUAGUCUGUGCAUGAAUUGGGGCCUUUUUCUUCCAGAUGUUUACUCUAGAGCCUUUCACAUGUAGUAUUCUUUUAUCGUGUUAACAUUUGAAAAUCAGCAACUUUGUGUUAUAUUGGUUAUAUUAAUAUAGGUUUAUAAUAAAACUAAUGAACACCACGCUACACACUGAUAGCAUUAGGAGUGUACCUAUUACAUUAAAAACUCCAUUGUCUCAGUCGUACAGUAUUCUAUUCCAAGUAUAUGUGUGUACGUAUACUCUUUUCCCAAGUUCCAGAGCCAUUAGUCUAGACAGAAAGGAAUUAUAAAUGAGUAUUGAUUAAAUGUAUAUCUAGGGGGUUAGUAACAAACAAAUGCUUUCCUUAAAACAAAAAUCUAAAAUAUGCACAACAGGAAUAUAAUUUCAAACUUGUUUUUGUGAAUCUGACUGAACUUUUAACAGUGAAAUUCAGAUAUAAGGUGGAACUCUGCCCUUGAUUUCACCCACUGCAGUUGAGAAUUUUAUAGCCAUGUUUCAUAUGAAGUUCUGUACAGGACUCAAUUCCUAGUGCAGCAUUUUAAGGAUAGAAUUUUAGCUUUACUUCUGAAUUUCCUUAAUUUUUAUGACUCAACAUUCCUGGAUCAUAUAUGAUUCCUAUAAAUUGAAGCAUGACGAUCCUCCAUAGAGGAAGAAGCCAUCACUUCCGUUCCCUUAGCAACACCGAGUAAACUUUAGAAAUAUAAGGAUUUGAUUUUUGAUUAUGAUAUUUACUUUUUGUUUCUUGAGAUCAACCAUGUUGUAUUGCUAGAAAAAGAAUUUUCUUAUUUCCUACCAGACAUGAAUCAGCACAGAUUUGCUAUUUUAUUCACCAGUGACAUCCUUCUUUGUGUAAUGUAAUUUUUGAGCAAAGAUUGCCAUUUGUGCCAAUUUUAUGUGGUAACUUUUGGAUGUGGAAUAUUGUGGAAAGUCUAACAAAUCAAGGAAAACCAGUUUUCAUUUUAAAUAAGGUUUCAACAAGAUUAAACACAGUUCAAAAAAGCCAAGAAGUCUGGGUUUCAGAUGACUUUUCAUUGUAAUUCUGUAGUGAAUAUAAUUGUGGCAAUGUUUAUUGUGCAUGCCCCAGAUACAAAUAUAUUAUUAAGAAAAUGUAUAAUAAAGGACUGGAUUAUAAUCAA
Messenger RNA from Gavialis gangeticus (Gharial), 6818 nucleotides. It is a transcript of the gene AGTPBP1, whose product is annotated as ATP/GTP binding protein 1. Lineage: Eukaryota; Metazoa; Chordata; Crocodylia; Gavialidae. The transcript is spliced from 27 exons. Gene Ontology annotation, biological process: C-terminal protein deglutamylation; protein side chain deglutamylation; proteolysis. The coding region runs from base 280 to 3984 and encodes 1234 amino acids. The record is from RefSeq and is a predicted model, not a curated record. Gene Ontology annotation, molecular function: zinc ion binding; metallocarboxypeptidase activity.